UGAGGGUUAGGUAUGGGGCAUCGUCUGAGGGUUAGGUAUGGGGCAUCGUCCGAGGGUGUUAGGUAUGGGGCAUCGUCUAGGGGUUAAGGUUAGGUAUGGGGCGUUGUGUGGGAGAGAUGGGGUUAGGUAUGGGGCAUUGUGUGGGAGCGGUUGCAUAAAAGUACAUUUGGGUUAGUACAUUGUUUACUUGAGCUGAGACCGUGCUCUGUGCUGUGUUUUUUUUCUGUGCGUCUUACUCAGGUGUGUCGUGCUCUUAGGUAGGUGUGUGUGUGUUCUUGUGUGUCGUGCUCUUAGGUGUGUGUGCACGCAUUUGAAAGAGCUGAUGAGAAGAGACAGGGUAGCUACAGGCGCAGGCAGGGAUUGGACAGACAGACAGACAGACAGACAGACAGACAGACAGACAGACAGACUCAUCACACAGUUCAUUCUGGAUCUGAUUUAUCUCUAUCGAGUUCACAGAGGAAAAAAAACAAAGAAAUGCAAUUCAAAUAAUUGAACUGACCUCGGCCAAUUUAGUUGUUUGAAAACCGAAAAUUACUGAAAUGUUGGUUAAUCGCUCAGCACGAGUGUUCAUAUUUGCAUAAGAUCGAACCAUGGAAGGAUCGUCUUCUGAUUGUACAACUGAGUACAAAAUGUUCCCAUGUAUUCACUCAACCAAUCUGCGGUCGCCAACUGAACUAACAGCACAGAAGCUGAUGCAGAAUUACAAAGGAGCUUACAGUUAGAGCACUGUCGCUGAACAUUGACUGUUGUUUUAAUAGAGCUGCUAGCACUGUCGAGCCCUGUUAUAUAUAGGAUAUAUCACUAACUGAACAUUGACUAUUGUUUUAAUAGAGGUUCUAGCACUGUAGAGCCCUUUUAUAUAGGAUAUAUCACUAACUGAACAUUGACUGUUGUUUUAAAAGAGGUAAGGAUGAAAAUUGAUUGUGUCUGUUAGAGGGGAGGACAUGUCAGUUGUUCAGGACCUGCCCUUUGAUAUUUGGAUCUAGGUUGUUACUGUUUCUCAUUUGAUAAGGCUACAUGUAGGUUAGUGACUAACUCCUUAGCCUCGUUUCACCCUGCUCUAUUUCUGAUCCAUCUGUUCUGUGACGACGGUUAGCAUUUCUACACAAAGGUGCCAACGUUUUUUAGUUUGUUGGUGUUUUCAAACAGGAGACUGUUUAUGGUUACACCUAUAGAGUGCAGUCACAACUCCCACCUGCCGCUGCAGUGGAUCCCCUAUAACCCUAACCCUGUUUAUGGUUACACCUAUAGAGUGCAGUCACAACUCCCACCUGCCGCUGCAGUGGAUCCCCUAUAACCCUAACCCUGUUUAUGGUUACACCUAUAGAGUACAGUCACAACUCCCACCUGCCGCUGCAGUGGAUCCCCUAUAACCCUAACCCUGUUUAUGGUUACACCUAUAGAGUGCAGUCACAACUCCCACCUGCCGCUGCAGUGGAUCCCCUAUAACCCUAACCCUGUUUAUGGUUACACCUAUAGAGUGCAGUCACAACUCCCACCUGCCGCUGCAGUGGAUCCCCUAUAACCCUAACCCUGUUUAUGGUUACACCUAUAGAGUACAGUCACAACUCCCACCUGCCGCUGCAGUGGAUCCCCUAUAACCCUAACCCUGUUUAUGGUUACACCUAUAGAGUGCAGUCACAACUCCCACCUGCCGCUGCAGUGGAUCCCCUAUAACCCUAACCCUGUUUAUGGUUACACCUAUAGAGUACAGUCACAACUCCCACCUGCCGCUGCAGUGGAUCCCCUAUAACCCUAACCCUGUUUAUGGUUACACCUAUAGAGUGCAGUCACAACUCCCACCUGCCGCUGCAGUGGAUCCCCUAUAACCCUAACCCUGUUUAUGGUUACACCUAUAGAGUGCAGUCACAACUCCCACCUGCCGCUGCAGUGGAUCCCCUAUAACCCUAACCCUGUUUAUGGUUACACCUAUAGAGUGCAGUCACAACUCCCACCUGCCGCUGCAGUGGAUCCCCUAUAACCCUAACCCUGUUUAUGGUUACACCUAUAGAGUGCAGUCACAACUCCCACCUGCCGCUGCAGUGGAUCCCCUAUAACCCUAACCCUGUUUAUGGUUACACCUAUAGAGUACAGUCACAACUCCCACCUGCCGCUGCAGUGGAUCCCCUAUAACCCUAACCCUGUUUAUGGUUACACCUAUAGAGUACAGUCACAACUCCCACCUGCCGCUGCAGUGGAUCCCCUAUAACCCUAACCCUGUUUAUGGUUACACCUAUAGAGUACAGUCACAACUCCCACCUGCCGCUGCAGUGGAUCCCCUAUAACCCUAACCCUGUUUAUGGUUACACCUAUAGAGUGCAGUCACAACUCCCACCUGCCGCUGCAGUGGAUCCCCUAUAACCCUAACCCUGUUUAUGGUUACACCUAUAGAGUACAGUCACAACUCCCACCUGCCGCUGCAGUGGAUCCCCUAUAACCCUAACCCUGUUUAUGGUUACACCUAUAGAGUACAGUCACAACUCCCACCUGCCGCUGCAGUGGAUCCCCUAUAACCCUAACCCUGUUUAUGGUUACACCUAUAGAGUACAGUCACAACUCCCACCUGCCGCUGCAGUGGAUCCCCUAUAACCCUAACCCUGUUUAUGGUUACACCUAUAGAGUACAGUCACAACUCCCACCUGCCGCUGCAGUGGAUCCCCUAUAACCCUAACCCAGUAGAGGUCCUAUAGGCUGCCAUAUUGUUUAAAACAUCUAUUUUCACAUUCUGGUCUACUGUACCUGAACAGGUCUGACUUUCCCUUGUAUUCGUCAUUCAUUCUGCUCAUUCAUGGUCUACAGUUGUUUUAGCAUUUUAGUUACAUUGAAGAUGACAAAUGUUGAAGCUGACAGUAACAUUUUUAAUUAAGAAACAAGAAGUAUUGGAGGAAGGUUUCCUAACGGUUUCCCAGUGAGAACUCCUCAUCCUGUCCCGGGCUGCUUCCUAUGUUCUCUGUGUGUUUUGAAUGGCAGUGUUCGGGACAGUUACAUAUGAAACUGGGUCACAGGUGGGGGCGUUGCCACUUAAAUUAUUCAAAUGAGGUCUCUCUCUCCGCCAAUGGCAUAAUUUCUGCAGUUGGGACAGGAGCUGCAGAUUCCCAGCUUAGCAGAGCUAGUCAGUCUCACUGUGCUUAUUCUUUGUUCCUCGUCGGUACAUGAGCAGGGCUGCCCCGGUUGCCACCUUGUAUUGCCCAGAGAACAGAAUUUCUGCCAAUUCUGUUUGAAUAUUUUUUACUUUUAUUAAUUAUACUGGACAUUUUCUACAUUUGAAGUAUUGCCUUUUGGUGUUAAUGGACAAAAAAAUAAUGAAUUCCCAAUUUUAUACAGUGGAGAUGGACGUUGGUGUUUGUCAACUGAGGAAUUUAUCUAUCUCUUUUCUGUCAUCUGUGCUUGCAAAAGAGACAACUCCAGUCAGGCUUGACAAUAGCUCUUCUGGUGCCAGUUUGGUGGCCAUCGACAAUAAAAUCGAACAAGCAAUGGACCUGGUAAAGAGCCACCUGAUGUAUGCCGUGAGAGAGGAGGUAGAUGUGUUGAAGGAACAGAUUAAGGAGCUGGUAGAGAGGAACUCCCAGUUGGAGCAGGAGAACAGCCUCCUGAAAACCCUGGCCAGCCCAGAGCAGAUGGCUCAGUUCCAGGCUCAGGUCCAGCCCAGCUCUGGCUCCCCGACAGCGACAGGCUCCUCUAACCCCCAGCCUCAGCCCCUGCCGUCCUCACAGAGCUCUGGGACCUCUACAUAGCCCCCUUCCUCGGAGAGACGUACGCAGGAGGGAGGAGAACCUUUACUCUACUGCGAACUGACCUCAUGCAAUGCAACAAGAACCACUAUGGCUCAAUCAAGGAGAGACUGCUACAAAAAUAAAACCAUGUUUUGCACAUUUAUUUAACUGACCAAAGACAAUGAUGGACACUUGUGUGUCAGGUGUUCUCUUCGCUUGGAAUGCUUCAGACGAUCGCCAUGGAGACCAGGGAGGUGAAUGGAACAGAUGGACAUUUGUCAUGGAGAUGAAACAGACAACAACCCACAACUGGUGCACUGUCUUCGGAUCUCUACAGUGACUGUUGAAUUGUGCCGUUGCUGCCAUUUCUUUCCAUUUUCAUUUUGUUGGAUUAUUACCUAGCUGUGAAUUGAAUCAAAGAACAAGAAAUGAGGUGCAUUAUCUGUAGGGAUCAUUAAAGAAAGAGAAAACAAGACCCCAUCUGGUAGGGUGGAACAUACAGUGCAUUUGGAAAUAAAUUCAGACCACUUUAGUUUUUCCAAAUUUUGUUGCAUUACAGUCCAUUCUAAAAUUGAUGAAAUUGUUUUUUUCCACAUCAAUCACCUCAAUCUACCCCGUAAUGACUAAACAAAAACAUUUUUUUAGUAAUUUUGGGAAAUGUAUUAAAUAUAAAAAACGGAAAUAUCACAUUUACAUAAGUAUUCAGACCCUUUACUCAGUACUUUGUUGAAGCACCUCUGCCAGCGAUU
Molecule: messenger RNA, 4465 nt
Organism: Oncorhynchus mykiss (rainbow trout)
Lineage: Eukaryota; Metazoa; Chordata; Actinopteri; Salmoniformes; Salmonidae
Source: RefSeq, a predicted model, not a curated record